This is a messenger RNA of Carassius gibelio (silver crucian carp), 906 nucleotides long. Its product is annotated as serine/threonine-protein kinase pim-1-like. The record is from RefSeq and is a predicted model, not a curated record. Gene Ontology annotation, biological process: regulation of mitotic cell cycle; negative regulation of apoptotic process; protein autophosphorylation. The transcript is spliced from 7 exons. Bases 1 to 906 code for a protein of 301 amino acids. Gene Ontology annotation, cellular component: cytoplasm. Gene Ontology annotation, molecular function: protein serine/threonine kinase activity; ATP binding. NCBI's taxonomy places the organism in Eukaryota, Metazoa, Chordata, Actinopteri, Cypriniformes, Cyprinidae.
AUGAUCAGAUCUUUCAUCCAGGAAAUAUUUUUAUAUAAAAUUAAAUGGAAUAAUAACUAUAACAAAUGUUUAAAACUGCAGUUGUUUUAUCUUGUAACAGACUUCAUUUCCAGCCACUACCAGCUGGGUGAUCUGCUGGGUGAAGGUGGAUUUGGUUCUGUGUAUGAGGCGAGACGUUUGGAGGAUGACCUUAAAGUGGCGGUCAAAUAUGUUAAUAAGACCGAAACCUACAGGCCAAGUUUAUACAUUGCUGGAUAUCAGCAACUCGUUCCACUGGAGAUCGCCCUCACAAUCCUGGCUAAUAAAGGCCCCAGAGUGCCAGAGAUCAUCCAGCUGCUGGACUGGAAGGACUACAAUGACCAUUUCGUCAUGAUCCUUGAAUGUCCCUCUCCUUGCGAGACUUUGGAAGACUUUGUGGGGCGUCAGGGUGGACGUCUCAACGAGAGCUUAGCACGGCGAGUCAUGAUGCAGGUGACUAAAGCUGCGAACGUGUGCUGCCAGCGCCAAGUGUUCCACCGUGACAUCAAACCGAGCAACCUUCUCAUCAACAACCAGACACUUGAAGUCAAACUAAUUGACUUUGGGUGUGGGGACAUUCUGAGGACAACUGUCUACAUGUCAUACUCUGGCACAGCAACAUACGUCCCUCCUGAGUUUUACAUAAAGGGAAAGUACCACGGCAAGCCUGCGACGGUUUGGUCACUGGGGGUUCUGUUAUUUAAAAUAGUGGCCGGAUAUUAUCCAGGUUUCUUAGAUCUGCACAUGCUCAAACUGCAUCUCUGGUCCCAAACUGGUCUGUCAAAUGAAUGCUGCAGAUUGCUCCGUGCUCUCCUGCAAAUAAAGCCAAAGAACCGAAUUCAGCUGGAGGAAAUCCUUUCGCACAAGUGGUUUACGGUCACCACAUAA